AUGCCUCCAAACAUGAAGGGCUUGACCACGUUCAUUGUGGAUUUGCGUAAUUCCAAAGACACUGAGGAGGAAAAUAAACGUAUCAAUCUAGAGAUCAACAAUGUCCGCUCCAAGUUUUCCCUGUCCCUCAAUUCGUACCAGAAGAAGAAGUAUAUUUGCAAGCUUAUGUACAUUUACCUUUUGGGUUACACAGAAGAAGUGCAUUUUGGCUUAAAACAGGCAUUUACCUUGAUAUCGUCGUCUGACUAUGGUGAAAAGCAGCUUGGGUACUUGCUGGUCUCGAUCUUGUACAGCCGAUCGGCAUCGUCGCUCAAGACGCAUUUUGAAGACUUGAUCGAGCUAGUAUGGCCUAGCCUUAUGAGCGACUUGAGGUCAAACUCAGAAGAUGUGAAUUGCUUAGCAUUGCAAUUCAUUGCGUCCAAUUUCAAUGUUUCUCCUAAUGACGUCUUGUCACACGAUCUGAUCUUGACAAAUGCCGAUGAUCCCGCUUCUCAAUGGCAAGAGCUCAUGAGAAUGGUUUAUCAACAAUGUGUGUCGCCAUCCACAUCAGCUUUCACCAGAAAGAAGGCUGUGAUUGCACUCUAUGUUCUACUGAAGCUUUAUCCACUGUUGAUACUUGAUAACGACAACUGGAUACCUCGUCUACUCGCUUUAGUAGACGACAAGGAUGUGAGUGUUGUCUUGUCUGUGAUUCCAUUGGUGAAGCUUCUAGUGGACAUCAAACCCAUCUAUUCAAAAUCGCUCCUUCCAUCCAUUGCCACGCGCCUCUAUUCGCUUUUGGUCGAGGAGAACUGUCCAGCGGACUAUUAUUAUUACGAAAUCCCAGCCCCAUGGCUAAUUGUUAAAUUAUUUCAACUUGUUGAACAUUUCUUUGUCAUCGGAGAAGAUUCCAAAAACCCGGUGGUCAUCACUGGAAACAUAGACGAUCUGACACUUUCUAAACUCAGACAAUCUGUCGCCCGACUGAUUCAAAAUGCAUCCAAACCAGUGAAAGGACAACCAAGUCGAAAUUCACAAUCUUCCAUUUUAUUUCAAGCAGUCUCCUUGGCUGUUUUUCUCGAUGCGUCAUUAGACGCUAUUGAAGGGGCCAUCCACGCAUUAGUCCAACUAUUAGCUUCUCCUGAAACGAACAAUAGAUAUCUCGUCCUUGACGCUUUAGUCAAGCUAUCAGCAAGAGCAAGCUCCACUGCUCCAUUCAAGGACCACCUUGAAAAGAUCUAUCGCUCGUUAUAUGAUAAGGAUAUUUCAGUGAGAAAGAAGAGCAUCGAUCUACUUUACACCGUUUGCGAUGAAGCGACUUACUCACAGAUUAUUUCUAGAUUGCUCGAUUAUUUUCCUCUAGCUGAGUCUUCCUUGAAGUCCGACAUUUCCGUGAAAAUUGCUGUCUUAGCUGAGAGGUACGCCACGGAUUCAAUUUGGUAUAUUUCCACAAUGCUCAGACUUCUUGCCAUCGGCGGCAAGAGCGCUAAAACUGGUCAUAAUGAUGGCUUAGGGUCUUCAGGAGAAGUUUGGGAGAGAAUUGUCCAAAUCAUUGUCAAUAACGAGGAUCUCCAGAAAAAGGCAUGCAAGCUAAUCAUUAAUCUUUUGAGAAAAGGAGAUAGCAUGAAUGCUGAUAGUCUCGUCAGAGUUGCAACAUUGAUACUUGGCGAUUACGGCUAUUUAGCUGCAGAGGGAGAAGAACGGUCAAGUCAUUUCAGCAACUUCUCGCAAUUUGGCAUGCUAUAUGAAGCUUAUUUUAGAGCUCAAAUACCGACCAGACCCUUAUUGCUUUCAUUUUUUAUCAAGGUAUUGGUCAGAUUUCCUGACGAGGAUUUCGUCCCCGAUAUUCUUGACUUAUUUGAGGCCGAGACUCUUUCGCUCGACUUGGAAAUUCAGACUAGAGCGCAUGAAUACUUGAAAGUGGGCAGCCUCACUGUCAGCGGUGAUCAUAACGACAGGGUCUUCGCCAAAAGCAUUGUGAAGCCAUUGCCUCCGUUUGACGUAAAGCAGAAUAGCUUGAUGAAUCAUUUGGGAAGCUUACAGGUUCUUAAGAGUGCAAAGUCCAGGUCAACGGUCAAUGUGCUGAAGAUCCCUAAACCUAAGGGCGAUACGCGAAGUUCAAGGGUCCCAAUGGACAUUGAUAGUGACUUGAGUGAUGUUGAAGAUGGAGACAGUGAGAAUGGUAAUGAUCCAUUUGGCGAUUCUCCAACUACGUCGGUCAUGAAGCUAUCUCCAAACUGGUACAAUGGAUAUCAUAGAAUGCUUCACUAUGAUGCUGGUAUUUUUUACGAAGAUCAACUCAUCAAGAUAACAUAUAGAGUGAUCAAGGCAGCCGCAAAUGUUAGCUUUCAAUUCACCAUUAUCAAUAACGCCGCAAAAACGGCGAAUACUGAUAUUACAGCCUUUUCGGUGCUCGAAUUACAAUCUCAAUGCAAGCGGGAGGACCCGAGCUAUAUUGCCAAAUUGGUGAAGGUUCCAGAUUCGACCAUUGCCACGAAAACUACAAUGGAAGUUGCAGCUACCGUAAGAACUGUUGUUGAGAACAAUGAGAGCCCCAUCCUUUCGUUGAGUUACAGGUGCGGAGGAUCGUUCAACACUUUACAUCUUAAGGUACCAGUGGUGCUUUUGAAGACGCUAUCUGCAACGGACUUAGCACCUGAAGAGUUCAAGCGAAGAUGGUUUCAAAUUGGGGAAGCUUUGGGUAGUAAUGCAGGCGAGGCGAGAGGGGCAGUGAAGACAAAUCACAAGUAUGUUCUGUCAAACGUGCUGCGUACUCUUCAAAGAUUAGGGUUUGCCGUGGUCCACUGCACGCCGGAUUCGUCUACUCUGGAUAUUCUUGUCAUGGCAGCUGGAAUUUUGCACACAUCGAAUUCAAACUUUGGUGUACUUGUGUCUAUGAGAAGUUUAGAGGGAGAUGGUCGUCUUUUUGAUCUUACAGUCAGAUGUACUGGCGGUGGUGUAUCUGAUGUCAUAUACCGAAGUUUGGAGGAAGUCUUCGAUAUCAAGACGUAG
Molecule: messenger RNA, 2991 nt
Organism: Candidozyma haemuli
Lineage: Eukaryota; Fungi; Ascomycota; Pichiomycetes; Serinales; Metschnikowiaceae
Exons: 1
Coding region: 1-2991 (996 amino acids)
Biological process (GO): intracellular protein transport; clathrin-dependent endocytosis
Cellular component (GO): AP-2 adaptor complex; membrane coat
Molecular function (GO): clathrin-cargo adaptor activity
Source: RefSeq, a predicted model, not a curated record